Molecule: messenger RNA, 1269 nt
Organism: Peromyscus eremicus (cactus mouse)
Lineage: Eukaryota; Metazoa; Chordata; Mammalia; Rodentia; Cricetidae
Gene: Cmc1
Product: C-X9-C motif containing 1
Exons: 4
Coding region: 91-411 (106 amino acids)
Cellular component (GO): mitochondrion
Source: RefSeq, a predicted model, not a curated record
CGGGCGGCUGCGCGCGCAGCCUGGCUCAGGCUCCUCCCCCCUCUCGGCUCCAGAGCCGGCGAGUGGCCCGCUUCUUCUCCGCCCUCCGAGAUGGCGCUGGACCCCGCAGAGCAGCAUCUCAGACAUGUGGAAAAAGAUGUUCUGAUCCCAAAAAUAAUGAGAGAAAAGGCCAGAGAGAGGUGUUCUGAACAAGUUGAAGAUUUUACCAGAUGUUGCAAGGACUCUGGAAUCCUUAUGGUAGUAAAAUGCCGGAAAGAAAAUUCUGCAUUGAAAGACUGUCUAACUGCUUACUAUAAUGAUCCAGCCUUCUAUGAAGAAUGCAAACUGGAAUAUCUCAAGGAAAGGGAAGAAUUCAGAAAAACUGGAGUUCCUACUAAGAAGAGGCUGCAGAGGCUUCCUACAAGCAUGUAGGUCAAUAAUGAGUCCAGGAAGUCACAUCUUAAUGGAAACCACUUGUAAUAUAAGCCAAAAAUGAUGGACUGAAACAAUGUUUGCUCACCCUAAUCAUGAAAAUACUUAUUUUUUAUGAAAUAAAAAAAUCUUUAUUUCAGAGUUCUAGUUUAUUAAAUAUGGGAUAGGAGGAAAACUAAAAGGAAUGUUUUCCUGAAAAAAAAAUUUUUUUUAAACCAAGUCCUUCCACAACUGUAACUGCAGUCAGUGCUAGUGGUCUUAGAAUUUCAUAUGUGCAUUACCUUCUGAUUAUGCAGGCUGAUGGCUAGUGCAGGACCAAAGUACUAAAGCAAAGGAACCAACAGCCUUCAACCCUCUCAUACAGAGCACCACAGCUGUGAGCCAGAGCUCUUAUUCACUCCAGCUCUUAGUAUGCUACUGUGGACAUCAGUUUCAGUGACUUACAACUUACUCAGCUUUGUCAGAAUAUGGGGCAUGUAGGCAGGGCUUCAGGCUUGACAUGGGCUUAUUUGAAAACAUAGAUGAGGUUGGGUGAAUUAAUUUUCUGAAACCUUUGAUGGCAAAGUUUCUGCACUAUGUUUCUUGAUCUUUUCAACUUUGUAUAAUCUUUGAUUUUAAGAUGUUGUCAUGUUAAGUGUGAACUUGUGUUUUGUAACAUUGGGGAUUCAGGAGGAACUGUGGUUUUUGCUCCAGUGUGUUAAUUUGGGCCUACCUCCUCCCCCCCUUGCCUUUUUAAGCUAUUUUCUUAAACAGGAAGAGUUAGCUUUUGCUCCAAUCCCAUGAAAACAGUUUUUCUCAUUCAAAUAAAAUGAGCUAUGAAUGCAUGUUAAUUUUUACACAGUACUCACCAAAGAACUA